AUGCUGUAUGUCAAGCAGACUCCGGAGAUUGAAGCAAAAAUCGUUAAGAAUGCUUUUGAGGUCGGUAUCAACUUUUUUGAUACUGCUGAAGCAUACAACAAUGGGGUUGCCGAGCAAGCUUUGGGCAACGCGCUGAAAGCCUCCGGCAGAGAACGGGAUGAAUACGUUCUCGCAACCAAGGCCAACGGAGAUUGCCUGAUCCCUGAGAAUCUCCGCGCCACUUUCAAGCGCUCUCUGGAGAACCUCCAAACCGACCACAUCGACAUCCUUCAGAUCCACUGGCCGAACGACGCCGUGCCUCCCUCUAUGUACAUGCCGGUGAUCCAAGAGUUCAUCGAGGAAGGCUCUCUGCGCGCCGUCGGAAUCUCGAAUCACGGUUGCCAAGACAUGCAGGCCGUUCUAGACACCGGUGUGCCCAUCAUCUCCAACCAGCUUCCUUACAACCUUCUCAACCGCAUCGUGGAAGACUCCGUUUCUCCUCUUUUCAUUUCCGCUUAUUUCAAGAUCAUUCCGUUCUGUCAGGCGCAUGGUAUGGGCGUGCUGGCCUACUCUCCGUUAGCGCAAGGUUUACUCACCGGAAAAUACCACUGUGUCGCUGACUGCCCUCCUGGCCUCUCGCGAAGCCGCUAUUUCGACCAGUCGCGAUCAUCGAUGAGUCGCCAUGGCGAGUCUGGCUGCGAGAAGGAACUGUUCGAAGCGCUGGACGGACUGCGUGCCAUCGCGGAGAAGCAGCAGAUGACCAUGGCGCAGCUGUCGCUGGCGUGGCUGCGGCAGAAAGCGCCGACGUCGAUCAUUUUCGGCGCCAGCAAACCGGAGCAUGUGACGCAGAACGCGGAAUGCGUGAAUUAUCACUUGGAGGACGCGGUGAUGCGCGAGAUCGAUGCGUGCACGCUGCCAGUGAAGGAAGCUCUGCAUGGCAACCCGGAUUUGUGGAACCACACUUCGAGAGUGCAUUAG
Blastocystis hominis is the source of this 957-nucleotide messenger RNA. RefSeq lists its product as hypothetical. The record is from RefSeq and is a predicted model, not a curated record. Gene Ontology annotation, molecular function: oxidoreductase activity. Bases 1 to 957 code for a protein of 318 amino acids. NCBI's taxonomy places the organism in Eukaryota, Bigyra, Opalinata, Blastocystidae. The transcript has 6 exons.